AUGUUAAAAGAAAUGUUUCAACAAUUAAACAAUUUUAACGGAAAAGUUAUUGCAAUGAAAUCAUUUUUUUUGACAAAUUCAGAUCGUAAUACAGCACUUUCAUGUAUAUCAAAUAUAAGUUUAUCUAAUGAAUAUCAACGUAUAUUAUUCAUAAUUGAAGCUAAUCCACAAAUUGAAAAUGUUAAACUAUUUGCUAAAAUUAGUUCAUUAAUUAAUAACAAAGAUUCAAAUGAUGUACUCUUUAUGAUUGGAUCUCUUUUUAAAAUUACUGAAAUUCAAAAUGAACAAGAUGGUAUAAUAAAUAUUAAAAUGUCAUUAUGUGGAAAUGACAGUGAGAAUGCAUCAAAAGCAAUGUUUGAUCAAUUAAAAUAUAAAUAUAUGGAUAGUAAUCAAGAAAUAGGUGCUAUUGGAUUUGGUCAAUUACUAUUUGAAAUUGGUCAUUCAAUACUUAAUGCAAGUAUAUCUGACAGAGGUGAAAAAUAUAUUGAUUCUUAUGCUAAUAAAUUACCAAAUGAUGAUCCAGAUCGUCUUCGUUGUUAUGAUGCAUUAGGAAGUCUAGAUUUAUUGACAGGUAAUUUCGAGUCAAGUCUCAAUUGGUUUAAAAAAUCAUUCGAUAUAAAAAAAGAAAAAUUACAACCAAAUGAUCCAAAUCUUAUUGAAAGUUAUCAAAAUAUGGCAUUAGUUUAUUUAAAUAAAAAAGAUUUUACACAAGCACUCAAUUAUUUCAUGCAACUUGUAACAAUUUUAAAGCAAUUAUAUGGUGAUAAUUAUUUUAAUCUUACAGUUUGUUAUACUCAAAUAGCUAAUAUUCAUGAAAAUGAACAAAGAUUCUCGGAAGCACUUUCAUAUUAUCAUCAAGCUUUGGCUAUUAUGGCAAAAUAUAGCUACGAUGAUGCACAGAAUUUUGCUAUAAUAUACAAUAAUCUUGGUAAAGUAUAUACUCUCUUCGGAAAUUAUCAUCUUGCAUUGGGAUUUUACAAAACAUCACUUGAAAUGAAAUUAAAAUAUCUUUCACCUGUACACCCAUCAAUAGCAAUAACAUAUAAAAAUAUUGGACUUGUUUAUGGAUCUAUGAAUGAUGUUCAACAAACACGAGAAAAUCUCGAAAAAGCACUGGAUAUUUAUCGUCAAUUAUAUACACCUGAUGUCUCGUGUGUUACAGAAAUUGAAGAAAUUAUUCAAAAUUUAUCAACUUCGUCUACAUAA
Molecule: messenger RNA, 1206 nt
Organism: Rotaria sordida
Lineage: Eukaryota; Metazoa; Rotifera; Eurotatoria; Philodinida; Philodinidae
Source: the annotation of a GenBank genome assembly